AUGUCUCAUUCUUCACCUGAUGUUGCUUCUGAUCCUUCUCAAGAAGCAAUGGCUCUUCUAAAAUGGAAAGCCAGCCUUCAAAACCACAACCAUUCUCUUCUGCCAUCUUGGACUCUUUCUUCUCCAAAUGUCACAAAUACUUCUAUCCACCUCAAAACCAAAUUAAGUCCAUGCACUUGGUUUGGAAUCUCUUGCAAUCAUGCCGAAAGUAUCACAAGUGUUAACUUGACCAGCACAAGUCUGAAAGGCACACUUCAUGAACUAUCUUUCUCAUUAUUUCCCAAUCUUGUACUCAUUGAUCUAAGCGUGAAUGAACUCUUUGGUGUCAUCCCUCCUCAAAUCAGCCACCUAAAAAAUCUAGAGGUCCUUUACCUUUAUUCAAAUAAGUUAUUUGGUUCUAUUCCUAACGAGAUAGGAAACUUAAACUCUCUAAGAGAUAUAGUUUUGGGAGAAAAUCAAUUGAGUGGCUCUAUUCCUUAUUCUAUUGGAAACCUGACCAACUUAAAAGAUUUAUACCUCCAUACUAACAACCUUUCUGGUGCCAUUCCUGAGGAGAUAGGCAACUUGAAGUCCCUUUUGGAUUUAGCGUUAAGCACAAAUCAAUUAAGUGGCUCUAUUCCUUUGUCUAUUGGAAACUUGAGCAACUUAAAAUUUUUAUACCUCUGUGGAAACAACCUUUCUGGUGCCAUUCCUGAAGAGAUAGGCAACUUGAAGUCCCUUUCGGAUCUAGAGUUAGGCACAAAUCAAUUUAGUGGCUCUAUUCCUCGGUCUAUUGGAAACUUGAUCAAUUUAAAAAUUUUACACCUCCACACUAACAACCUUUCUGGUGCCAUUCUUGAGGAGAUAGGCAACUUGAAGUCCGUUUCAGAUCUAGAGAUAAGCACAAAUCAAUUAAGUGGCUCUAUUCCUUGUUCUAUUGGAAACUUGACCAACUUAAAAGCUUUAUACCUCCACACAAAUAACCUUUCUGGUGCCAUUCUUGAGGAGAUAGGCAACUUGAAGUCCCUUUCGGAUCUAGAGUUAAGCAAAAAUCAAUUUAGUGGCUCUAUUCCUCGGUCUAUUGGAAACUUGAGUAACUUAAAAUUUUUAUACCUCCGGAGUAACAACCUUUCUGGCGCCAUUCCUGAGGAGAUAGGCAACUUGAAAUCCCUUUGGGAUCUAGAGCUAAGCAAAAAUCCAUUUAGUGGCUCUAUUCCUCGAUCUAUUGGAAACUUGAGCAACUUAAAAUUUUUAUACCUCUACAGUAACAACCUUUCUGGUGCCAUUCCUGAGGAGAUAGACAACUUGAAGUCCCUUUCGGAUCUAGAGUUAAGCACAAAUCAACUGAGUGGCCCUAUUCCUCAUUUUAUUGGAAACUUAAGCAACUUAAAAUAUUUAUACCUCGAUAGGAACAAUUUUUAUGGCACCAUUCCUGCAGAGAUAGGUAACUUAAAGUUCCUUUUGAAUUUAUCAUUAAAUCAUAAUCAUCUUAGUGGUGUUAUUACUCCUUCCCUUACAAAUUUGAGCAAUAUUAAAAUGUUGUCUCUUGCUUAUAACAAUCUUUCUGGUUUAAUUCCCGGUAUGGUGGGAAACUAA
Molecule: messenger RNA, 1575 nt
Organism: Mangifera indica (mango)
Lineage: Eukaryota; Viridiplantae; Streptophyta; Magnoliopsida; Sapindales; Anacardiaceae
Product: probable leucine-rich repeat receptor-like protein kinase At1g35710
Exons: 1
Coding region: 1-1575 (524 amino acids)
Molecular function (GO): protein binding
Source: RefSeq, a predicted model, not a curated record